CCUCGAUCGGUCUUGAAAAUUUUCAAGAAAUUUACGAUAAUAGGCAUAGAAAUAUCAAUCGCCCGACGUUGAGCUAGGCAAGUUAUUCUUCUGUUCAGAAGAAGUUAAAAGAAAAACGGUCCCUAAAAAGAUCCCCUCCAUUUCAUGCCGUGCUCAAUUUUUUAUAUCUUCCCUCCGGCAAGCUCAACCAAAAGCAUGCCGUGUUAUAUUUAAAGGUCCGGCCUUUAAGUUUUGCUUGGCUUUCCAGUAACAACAACAUCAUUCCCAUUCUGAGCAAACCAGCACAAAAGAGGAAAACAAGGGUGGGGACAGCCAUCAUGUGUCGCAAUUGGAGGAAAUUUCUUUGCUCGCUAUGGCUAAACACCUCAACCUGAUGAUCAGCCAUGACAAUCCACUGGGACACUCGCCCUCCUCCCGUUCUCCUCCUCCCACUCUCCGCUUUCGAUCGCCACCAUGGUCUCCGCUGCCUUGCCCUGCUUUUGCUUGCCUUCCCGGCCACCGCGCAGUUCCCCGCCUCGCCUCCGCCCCCGCCCGCCGACCCUUUUGCCAGGCUUAAGUUCGACAAGAACAUGGCCAUCAUCAUGGUCAUCCUGGUCCUCGUGUUCUUCUUAUUGGGCUUUCUUUCCAUCUACACUCGCCAAUGCGCAGAGCGCCGGAUGAGGGGAAGACUCGAUCUUGCACUCCCGAUCAGCAUCAGCAGCCGGCGACCGCGAGGUCUUGACCCUGAGAUCAUCGACAGUUUUCCCACUUUCGUCUACUCCUCCGUCAAAGGGCUUAAGAUGGGGAGAACCUCACUGGAAUGUGCCGUCUGUCUGAACGAGUUCGAAGACGACGAAACUCUGCGUUUGAUCCCCAAAUGCAGCCACGUGUUUCAUCCCGAUUGUAUCGAUCUCUGGUUGUCUUCCCACUCCACCUGCCCCCUCUGCCGGGCCAACCUCGUUCCAAAACCCGGUGAUGCGUCCUUCGUCGCCAUUCAGAUCCCCAAUCCGGCCGUCGACAACACCCAGUCCAAUUCGAGCUCCGCACCCCGUGAGGGACCCCAGGACAACAUAAACACGGUGGCACCGGAGUCUCCGAUUCUGAGCCGAUAUCACACCGUGAGCCGGGGUUGGACACCUAGGUCAAAGUCAACGGGCUUUCGUGUGGCCGGGUUAUUGCCGCGUUCUCAUUCCACGGGUCAUUCCUUGCAGCUUCAACCCGGGGAGAACUGGGAGAGGUUUACUCUGAGAUUACCAGAGGAUGCCCGUAAACAGUUAUUAAACCGCACAAAUAGCUGCGUAGCGUUUACAAGAGAGAGCAGUCAGAGGAGGGGUUAUAGGACAAGAAGCGUGGGGAGCGGAUGGGCCAAGAACUAUUUGCAGUACGAGCGAUUCGGUGGCGAGGGGCGGUCGGAGCAUUGGGCGUUCACUUCGAGGCCGCCGUUUCUGAGCAGGACUAGUUCGACGGCGGCCGACAAGGCACCGGUGGGUCCAUCGGGGGUGGGUUUGGACGACAUCGGGGAACUAUCUUCUGAUCCACUGUUCCCGGGGAACAAAGAUUAGAUCAUAGGAGAGGUAGCUUAGUUUUUCAUUUCACAAAGGAAAGGUUCCAUGUUCAUAGCAUGACAACACUUUUUGUUUGCCCCAUAUAUUUCUCCCACGUAUUUAUAUUUGUUUUUAGUUCGUUUCAGGUUUCAUUUUCGGAAAAUGGAACCCCAAUGAACUGGAGGUGCGAUUUGAGAAUUCCAGAACAUGAUUUUGUAAAAUAUAAAAUUACAAGUUUGUCGCAA
Prosopis cineraria is the source of this 1768-nucleotide messenger RNA. RefSeq names its product RING-H2 finger protein ATL11-like. NCBI's taxonomy places the organism in Eukaryota, Viridiplantae, Streptophyta, Magnoliopsida, Fabales, Fabaceae. The record is from RefSeq and is a predicted model, not a curated record. The coding region runs from base 384 to 1541 and encodes 385 amino acids. The transcript has a single exon.